AUGUUUAUAUUUUUGCCGAGAAAUAUAUCCUGUCUUUGCACACCAAUUCACAAACUCUCAUAUUUCUAUAUAGAUCUGUUGAGAACUGUCCCUAGCGGCGUUACUGCGAGUAUCAACAACCUUGACAACCUGUGCUCCACAACUGUGACCACAUCAAACCAACAGACACAAUCUACUUGGCCCUCGUCGACAGCUUAUACACCCACAUCCGCAGUGACUGGUAUAGGCACCCUUGAACCUAGCAGCACUGAUCCAACGGCAGUCAUUGAAACCUCGUCCGAGUCAACACCUCCGCUGUCCAAUGUCGUUACUUCCGUGAAGCUGGAAAUAACAUCACUACCGACGGCAACCGAGAAAACUGUAACGAUAUCAGCGACAUGUUCAACAUGUUCCUGCAUUAAACCCACCCCGGUAGAUCAGAACAAGUUGGAGGAAAGUCUCAGUAAGCUUAAAGAACAGCUACUCAUCAACCCUAAGAAGCUGUCUUCAUAUAAGCGAGCUUUGACGAGUGCCCCUGACGACCGCAAAUCUGCAGCUAACAUUGGCUAUAUUGGCAUCCUCGUCCUGUGUUUGGUUCCUGGGAUCAUCAUUCUGUUAGAUAUGGGCAGGCUUAUCAGGGAGUUCAAACAAUUCAUUAUACGCCUCAGAAACUCUCAACGCACAACCGCAAAAAUUACUCCAAUCGAACGCACCUGAACACGCUUGACAAUUACAAAUUUUCAUGUGAUUAUGGGAUAUUUCUCUCUCACUGACUCCGAAGCAUUUGGCGUUUCUGUGCAACGUGUUCUUAGUCAAUCAGCUUCCUCAAAAUCCAGACUCUUUAAUUUAAACGGCGGUAUCUUGAAUUGUUAUGUUCACUGCAUACAUAUUCAGCCGUCUUUUCCAUGUCAGAUUCCAUUUUUAUCUCUCAAUAUAUACGAUGACAGCAAAACUACAGUUUGAAUAAGCAGAACUUUAGAUUUGGAAAAAUAUUCUGCAGAUCAAACAUACAAAAAAAAAUAAUGUACUGUCGAUUUCAUAAAGAGGCUUAAUACAAAUAUUUUAGAUGUUUAGAAAUUUUACACAAUUGCAAUAUUCUGCAGACCUCAAUUAUACAAAUUAUUUGAUAUUUUAUUCAAGCUGUCGAUAUUCUUUUACUACACAGCACCUACAUGCAACCUUCUUCAUAACUGGUUUUCUAGCAUUACUUGCGAGGUUUAACACGUUCCCUAUAAGUUAAUUUGACGGAAAAACUACCCUAGUUAUUGCGAAAACACUAAAUCUGUGACGGGGUAGCAGUGGAUAUAUGCCUGAAGCUUAUUAAUCUGCCAAAGGUUAUUACUAAAUAAAAUACACAGAAAUUGAAAAGUUUCACGUAACUGAAUUAGAACCUUACACUUGAAGUAACUUUGUACUGCAUUUAAUGACUUUAAACAAAAGUUUGAUUAUAAAGCUAACAGGCACAAAAGCAAAUAAAAGGAUAUCUUUUCAGGAGAAAAGUCUCCAUCUAAACUAGCGUUUUGACCUGUGAAUUUUUCGUGUGUUGAAAUAUAAAAAGCCAAUAAAAAUAAACUUGCCUUCUUUGAAAUGAUUAUCAUAAAGUAUAAAUCAACAAGAAAAUAAACAUGUUCUGAGGUAGAACACAAUAGAAGGGUUGGUCGGGGCUAGCUAGUAUACAGACCAGUGGGGGUCGGGGCUUAGCUAGUAUACAACCCAGUGGGGUCGGGGUUUAGCUAGUAAACAGACCAACGGGGGUCGGGGCUUAGCUAGUAUACAGACCAGUGGGGGUCGGGGCUUAGCUAGUAUACAAACCGACGGGGUCGGGGCUUAGCUAGUAUACAGACUAACGGGGGUCGGGGCUGAGCUUGUAUACAGACCAGUGGGGGUCGGGGCUAAGCUAGUAUAUAGACUAACGGGGUCGGGGCUUAGCUAGUAUACAGACCAGUGGGGUCGGGGCUUAGCUAGUAUACAGAACAACGGGGGUCGGGGCUAAGCUAGUAUACAUACCAGUGGGGGUCGGGGCUUAGCUAGUAUACAGACAAGUGGGGUCGGGGCUAAGCUAGUAUACAAAACACUGUUGAUCAACAUAUUAUGCAUGUCCAUUGUUCGUCACACAUGAUCAUCAACAAAACACAGCUGCAUGUAUUUCUUAUUUAAUGUGUUGUUAUACUUAUGUAAAUAUCGCUCAAUUAUGUACAGGUAUGUAUAUGUAACACAUAUAGGUUUAAGCUUAAAUUCGGCUGUGUAGUUCAAUUGUUUGUUUCAUAUAAACAGUAUGCACAUUCGUUUUUGUUAUUAAGCCACAUUCUGUGUGUCAUUCUUGUAUUAGAUGAGGCAGUGGAUCUAUUUAAUGUUUGUAUCAUCAUAAUUGUAUUGUUUUGUUUCAGUUUUGUUAUUAAUGCAUGAAACAGUGUGUCUAUUCCAUUUUUUAAUUAUAACACAAAUAAUGUUUCAUUCUUUUAUGAAAGUCCUUUCUUCCCUUUUGUUGCUUUGAUGAAUAUACUGGAUAUUAUGCUUCAUUCUUGUUAUUCAUAAGGCAGUGUGUCUAUUCCAUUUUGUGUUAAAACACAAAAACUAUUUCAUUUUUUUAUAUCACAAUGUGUCUAUUGCAUUAUUGUCUUUUCUAGGUGUUUUACGGAACAUUUCAUAUUUGUGAUUUAUUAUACAUUGUGUCGUUUCCAUUCUUAUUAUGAAAUAUUUGAUAUUCUCUUCCUGUGAUUCAUGAAACAGUGUGUCUUCUCCAAGCCUUUUCAUGCUACAUAUAGGGUUAUAUUUUUGAUGCAAGACACAGUGUGUCGAUUCCAUUUUUGAUUUAUGAUUCAUAUAAUUUUCGAUCUAAUGAUUCAUGACACAGUAUGUAUAUUUCAUGUUUUUUAUUAUAAUAC
Molecule: messenger RNA, 2864 nt
Organism: Mizuhopecten yessoensis (Yesso scallop)
Lineage: Eukaryota; Metazoa; Mollusca; Bivalvia; Pectinida; Pectinidae
Exons: 2
Coding region: 1-696 (231 amino acids)
Source: RefSeq, a predicted model, not a curated record